Molecule: messenger RNA, 1290 nt
Organism: Neohortaea acidophila
Lineage: Eukaryota; Fungi; Ascomycota; Dothideomycetes; Mycosphaerellales; Teratosphaeriaceae
Product: nife hydrogenase-like protein
Exons: 3
Coding region: 1-1290 (429 amino acids)
Biological process (GO): mitochondrial electron transport, NADH to ubiquinone
Molecular function (GO): NAD binding; NADH dehydrogenase (ubiquinone) activity; quinone binding
Source: RefSeq, a predicted model, not a curated record
AUGCCUCACGAAGGAGUCACUCGCCUCAUCCCCGUCGACCCUGCAUUCGGCCACCCGGUGGACCAAGACAGCAAGAACUUCAUGAACCGCGCUCGAGACGACGGCAGCACCCCCGAGGAGAGGAAGAUUAGACAUUACACCGUCAACUUUGGCCCCCAGCAUCCUGCCGCCCACGGUGUGCUUCGACUCAUCCUCGAGCUCAAUGGCGAGGAGAUUGUCCGCGCCGACCCACACGUCGGCCUUUUGCACCGAGGAACGGAGAAGUUGAUUGAGUACAAGACAUAUCUGCAGGCACUGCCCUACUUCGACCGUCUGGACUACGUGAGCAUGAUGACGAAUGAACAAUGCUUCAGUUUGGCCGUGGAGAAGCUGCUGAAUAUCGAAAUCCCCGAGCGCGCCAAAUGGAUCCGGACAUUGUUUGCGGAGAUUACGCGGAUAUUGAACCAUCUCAUGUCGGUCUUGUCGCACGCCAUGGACGUCGGUGCAUUGACUCCUUUCCUCUGGGGCUUUGAAGAGCGAGAGAAGCUGAUGGAAUUCUACGAACGUGUCUCCGGCGCCCGCCUACACGCAGCCUAUGUCCGACCAGGAGGUGUGGCUCAGGACCUUCCCGUGGGCUUACUCGACGACAUCUACCAAUGGGCAACGCAAUUCGGUGACCGCGUCGACGAGACCGAAGAAAUGCUUACGGAUAACCGCAUCUGGAUCGGUCGAACCAAAGGUGUAGGCGUAGUUCCCGCCGCCCAAGCACUCAACAUGUCCUUCUCCGGCGUCAUGCUCCGUGGUUCCGGUGUCCCAUGGGACAUCCGCAAGUCUCAGCCGUACGACGCAUACGACCAAGUCGAGUUCGAUGUCCCCGUCGGCGUCAACGGCGACUGCUACGACCGCUAUCUCUGCCGCAUGGAAGAGUUCCGCCAAAGUCUCCGCAUCAUCCACCAAUGCCUGAACAAGAUGCCGCCCGGGCCGGUCAAGGUGGAAGACUACAAGAUCGCGCCGCCGCCGCGAGCAGCGAUGAAAGAGAACAUGGAGGCGCUGAUCCACCACUUCCUCCUCUUCAGCAAGGGCUACACCGUCCCGCCGGGCGAGACGUAUUCGGCGAUUGAGGCGCCCAAGGGCGAGAUGGGCGUGUUUGUGGUGAGUGACGGGAGUGAGCGGCCGUACCGAUGCAAGAUCCGCGCGCCGGGCUUCGCGCAUUUGGCGUGCUUUGAUCAAGUGAGUCGCGGGCAUUUGCUUGCGGAUGCUGUUGCUAUUAUUGGUACGAUGGAUCUCGUGUUCGGCGAAGUAGACAGAUAG